Molecule: messenger RNA, 4437 nt
Organism: Onthophagus taurus
Lineage: Eukaryota; Metazoa; Arthropoda; Insecta; Coleoptera; Scarabaeidae
Molecular function (GO): DNA binding; protein binding
Source: RefSeq, a predicted model, not a curated record
AGUAAUCUAGUGUAACGACAAUGACGCUUCGAAGAGCGACGCGUUGGUUAAUAAUCUAAACAAUCAAAAAUCAACGGAUUUAAUUAACAAUUUUAUCCCAAAGCGUAAUUACGACGUAAAUACAUUCAACCAAAUAAAAUCUUCAUAAAAUCAAGGUACUGUUUUAUGAAAACCGCUCAUUUAAUUCAAUCGAUCGUGGUGCCCUCUACAUAGCUCAACAACUAAACGACGAACAAAUCGUUGAUAAGUGUAGUGUUGCAUUAUUCCAAGCGAAAAUAAUCGGAAAAUCCCGCUUUUCAAGCUUUCCUCAAUAGAGACAUCCCAUAAAUUUCAACCGCAGUGAAAACCACCAUAAGAAGCACCCAGGGAAAGUAUCAAUAUCGUUCUGGAGAGGCCCCAAAUAAUGCGUAACACACGUGGGACGUUGAAAGAGGCUCGUUAAAGGUAGACAUUUCGUUUGAGUACCCACAGUUGUUAUAAUAAACGGAAGCAAAUGGAUGCAUCAGUCUCAACAAGACGAGGUACCCGUGUGAAAAUGGCCCCGCAAAAGAACACCGAAGAACCUGUCGAAGCCGAAACGGCGCGAAAUCUUAAUGGCAACAAAGAUGGAGUUGAAGAGGACGCGGGGAGCGUUGAGAAGGCUCCAGAGGUGAAAUUGGACGAAGAAAAGGAAUCGCCAAAGAAGACGGUUGAAGAAGAAGGUGAUGAGCCAAAAAAGGUUAAUGAAGUUAAACUUCCGGAAUCGAGUGAAGCUGAAGAAUCUGCCUCUUCGGAAGUGGAAACUGAAGGUGAAAGAGAAGUUAUCGAGCCAGAAAAGAAAGAUGACAUUCAAGAUGAAAAUAACAUGUCUGUACCUGAAAAACAACAAUUAGGUAAAGGAAAACGUGCUCGAAUUCCUAACAAACGUUAUAGCGAUAUACUAAUCUCUGCUCGUCAAGAAAAGCAAAAACGUAUUGAAAAUGGCGAAAAUGCAGAACAAACGGAAAUAAGCACACCUUCAUCAACCUCUUCAAAUUAUGGUGGUAUAGUAGCGGUGGUAAAAGGUACACCGAGACGAGCAGAAAGCCCAUUAUUUUCCUCUUCAAAAAAGCGAAAGGUACAGGUUGAUUUGAAUAACCCUAAUUUUUUGAAACCAUUUGAAUUCGGAUGGAAACGGGAACUCGUCUAUCGAGCCACCUCGGAUUCCUUGACAAAGAAACAAGGGGAUAUUUAUUAUUAUACCCCGGCAGGGAAGAAAGUUCGCUCGAUGCGGGAGGUUUCUGAAAAUCUGGAUGAAAAAGAAUUGACCUUGGACAAUUUUACUUUUUACAAGGAACCUUUAGGGCUCGACGAUCCGGAUAAAGAAAUUAUUAGGGAUGCUAAAUUGAAGAUAGGUGGAAAGGAGGAGGUUCCGGUUGUUGAACCGCCACCCAAAACUGAAAAUAAGCGUGGAACUAAAAGAACUGCCGGUAGAAGUACACCGGAAGUUGUUGAAACUCCACCUAAAAAAAAUAAUUCCACAACAAAGGCAAAGCCACCGGCUAAAACUCCCAUUGCAAAAGGUAAAACGAAGAAAAAAGCUGUGUCUAAGGAAGAUAGUGGUGAUUUAGAAAUGGGGACUUAUCCCCCAAAUUGGACGGAAAAGACCGCCCCCACCACCACAAGUACGCCAGCUAAAAAACCCGGGAGAUGGGCCAAUAAUGUAAAUGAGGAGGAUAAACAACAACCAUGUUCGAUUCGUUGCAAAAACGUUUGGAAACCGAUUCCGUCGUUACAAUGUCGUUACUGCCUAUGUCUUUACCACAACGAAUGCGUCGGUCUUUCACCUGUUGCCAUCAUCGAUGCUUACGUUUGCAAGAAUUGUCAACUGCGGCAACUACCGAGUACAGGGUCUUCUACUUCAAUUCUCCCACCACCGCCCUUAAUUUCCGCCCCAACAUCAUCGACUUCGACACUUCCAAAGUUACAACGGAUUCCCAAACAACAGCUACAACAGGAACAGGGUGUUUUAAAAUCCGAUAAUAAUUUAGAAAUGCCGAAAUUAACACCAAGGCCGGGUUUGGCGUUAAAACCAGACGGAAUCGAGCCGAAAUCGUUACUCGGUUCCGUGACAACUUGGUUUCCGUCAAGUUCGACGAUUCAGGUGGGAAACGGGGCGGAAAUAGCCGGCGAUGAACGAGUCGAAGUACCCCCACAUCCGAGACCGCAAACUGUCGAAUUUUUGGGACAGAAGAAGUUUUUAAUUGUACCAAAACAUAACAUUGUAUCUGUUAACCCAACGGUUGCUACAGUUACGGGGGAAGAUCUUGUUUCAGCACCUUUCACAGUUGGUUAUGACGUUGGGGAAUAUCCCGUGGAAGGCGCCGAAGUUAAAGAGGAGCCGAUUUCGCCGAAAAUUGGUUUAGAACAUACUGCUGCAAUGGAAAUUGAAGGGGUUGUUGAUUUAGAGGAAGACGAUGAUGAUGAAGAAGAUAAUUUACAGAAUAAAUCACCAACGACGCUAAAACCAUCAACUCGAUCAACAAAGCGAAGUGUUAACGCACCAGAAAAGCCCCCAUCGAUAAUCGAAACAUCAAAAAUACGAGAAAAACACUUACAAGACGCAGCUUAUUUCCACGGCUCGUUACUUUACGUUUUUCAAUACCUAAAAGUGCAAGAUUUACUUCGAGCCGGUUGCGUUUGUAAGAUGUGGAGCGACAUAGCGAAUCAUCGAAGCUUGUGGAGAACCGUUAGGAUGAAGAAUUCGCAAAUAUGUUCAUUUGAUGGGUUAGCGGAAACUCUAAAAAAACACGGUACCGUUCAUUUAGAUUUGCGUAAAACUUUGAUACCGGCCGAUGAAAACGAAGAUCGCUGGACGCAGUUCUCAGAUGCGAUAAAAAAAGCCGAUUCAUUACGUCAAUUAGAAUUGUGUAAAUGCCCCGCUAAUGUUAUUGAAAAAUUAGCGGAAUCUAACCCAAAAUUGGAAGUUUUAACCGCUUUAGCUAUAAAAUGCGAAAAAUUAUCACUACAACCAUUAUUGGGAUUAGAAAAUUUGAGAGAAUUAAAACUACGAGGUACUAACGGUUUAGUUUUAACAACUGAUUUGAAUGUUUUAAAAGAUUUGAAGAAUUUAAAAUCACUCACUCUUACAUCAAUUAAAGAUUUACAUAAUUUAAAUUUGAGUGUUUUGGGUGAAAUGAGUGAUUUAGAGUGUUUAGAAUUGGGUGAAUGUUCGGAUUUACCAACGAUUUUUGGGACGGAAGUUUUAUCGAAAUUAAAUAAAUUGGAAAAAUUGCGAUUGGAAAAAGGACAAGGUUCGUGUCAUAUAUUUGAAAUUUUAGAUGUUGUUAAAAACAUGCCUAAAUUGGAACAGCUCGAAUUGGUUAAUUUCGAUAUAAAAUCGGGUUUUGAUAAAGCUUUAGGAGCUUGUAAAAAUAUUAAAAAAUUAUUAAUCAUACCUACUUAUAUAUCACAAAGCGCAACAACAAAUCAUAUGGUGCUGGGAGCUGUGCUAAGAUUGCAAAAUACUUUGACUCAUUUUGUUUGGGGUGUUACGUUGGAAUUACUACGUGUUACGGAAUUAUUUGUGGAUCAAUGUGAGGAUACUGAUAAAAAGGAAAAGAAAGAUAAAAAACCGAUUGGUAAUGGCGAUAGUAUCCCCGUUUUAAAACCGGUUCCGCUUCAACAUUGCGAUUUGUUAUCGACCUCGUCUGAUUCACCUCAAGUAGAAAUUUUACCUUUACCUAAUUUACAAAAAUUAUUGUUGGCUAAUUUACCAUCGACACGUGUGAAAAUUUUAAAAAUACCGUUCCACGCUACGUGGAGACAAACUUUACAAGAUGCAGCAGGUUAAGAUAAGAACUAAUAUUUAAAUAUUAAUCAUAUACAUACAAGUUUAAUCGUAUCAUAUAUAUUUUUUUUAAUUCUGUAAGGUUUUAUUUCUUUAGAAAACCUCACCUUCAAUUUGUAUAGAUUUUCAAUUGUUCCACUUUUAAUGUUUGUUUUUAUGUUUAAUUUGGACGUUAUAUUUUAGUUGCUUGUGUAAGUAUCAAUAAAAUAUAGAUUGUAUCUUUUAAUAUAAGGUGGGAGAGUGUUCCAAUUUUAUUUUCAAAGUAUAUCUGAUAGUUCUUGUUGUACUUUUUUUUCGCGAUUAGAGAAUCUAUGUUAUUUUACAGGAUUUAGAAAUAACGUAUAAAUAUAUAUAUAUAUAGUUAUUAUAUUUCUUUUUUUGGAGAAAUAAGAUUGUAAAUUAUUACAUUUUUCAAUAAAUAUUUUCCGGAAAUAAUCUUGGGGUUAUUCUAAACUAACUUAUUUUAUACUUUCAGAAAAAAACCUAUAUUUACAUCUUACACAGUUAUUUACAUACUUUAAAUUGGGUGUGUUAAAUAAUAUUCCAUUAAUUAAAUUCGUGGGCGAAACUAUUGAUAUAAACAAUCAUUAAACGUAGCGGAGACGCGUAACAACUCGUUUAAAUAAUUA